UUUUAAAUUUUGACCACUCGAUGCAACUUUGCGCGGGUCCUGCGAAAUAGCCGGUUGUAAUUUCGUAUUAAUUGUAUGUAAGCACAAUGGGACGAAUAGAUGAAUAAAUUACAACUUUCGUUUUCGAUCCCGUCGCCAUAUGACUGGGCCAGAUGGCCAGAUCCUCAAACGCAGAGUGCACUGAUUGUGAGUGCAGGCGUUAACGAAACUCACUCCCCCCUCCUUCCAUUAGGAUCUUCGACCACGCUGCCGAGCGUGUGGUGAGUUUUCCGGCGUGGUAGUUGGAUAAAAUAAUUCGCCAAAGGCCAAAUGGGACGCAAAGCAAAGUUCGAUAGAGACCAAGCCGCCAGCGGUCGUGGUAAGAAGGCGAAGAAGCAGAGCGAUCCAACAUUCCCGAAGGGAGUUCUGGUUAAAGAAGCUAACAAGUUGAGUCACCGGCAGAAGCAAAGAGCAAAGAAGAGACUAUCGAAGAAUCAACAGGUGAAAGAAAAUGCGAAGAAGUUGCUCGAAAAGAAAACCAACGCGGAAGAGCAACGUGUACAGUUAAAAAAUAAGGAAGAUAUUUUAAAGCAGCAGAAACAGAAGACAGAGAAAAAGGUGAAAUUCGUCAGCGACCACCAACAUGAGAUGAAAAUCCAGCCUGAUGUAGGACCAAGACUAGAAACGAAAGAAAAGCAAAGCAAGAAGAAAAAUAGGGCGAAACAAAUAGGCAUCAUCACGAAAGUAGGAAGUAAUAGUGGCAAGAAUCGUCACAGUAAAGGUGAUCAGGUGGAAAUACAUUCUAAUAAUCAGGUAUCCAAACCGGGCAAGAAAACAAAGCAAAGUAAAAAAGUAAAAAGUAUGAAAACUACAGACAUUAUAGGAAGCGAUAGCGAUAAGGAUGAUGCUAGCGAAGACGAAGAAAUAGGAAUGUAUUCUAAUAAUCAAGUAGCGAAAUUAGGCAAGAAAGCGAGGCAAGGCAAAAAAAUGAAGAGUGUAAAAACUCGCAUUACAGAAAGUAGCGACGACGAGGAUAACAGCAAAGAUGAAGACAUGGAAAUGUAUUCUAAUAAUCAAGUUACUAAACCAGGCAAGAAAGCGAAGCAAAGCAAGCAAACGAAAAGCAUGAAAGCUAAGACUAAUACAAAAAGUGAAGGUGAUAAUGAUAUGUUAUUUAGUGAGGAUGAUCAUGAAACUGAAGAAUAUGAAAGUGAGCAAACGGACGAAGAGGAUGAGAAUACGAGCGAGGAUGGCAAUCGGUUGCUCUCGACUGCGAAAUUAAAGAAAAACUUGAAGAAAACAAAACAAAAGUUUAUGAAGGAUAAUACAGAGAGCGACAGCGAAGAAAUGGCGUUCAGUGACGAGGAGGAGUCGGUUGAAGACGAGCAAAUGGAGGAAGAAGAAACGGAUGGUGAUGACAGUGACGACGAUAAUUUACUUCCAAUAGAAAAAGCUAAUAAGAAAUUGAAGAAGAAAAAAGAGGAGGAAGAAAAGCUUGCCAAGGAAGAAAUGGAUGAUAUGAUGGCACAUCAAGGUGUGUUCUCCUUUCCGACUGAGGAGGAACUUGCCGACGUUACUAGCUUAAAAGAUAUUCAGCAACGAAUACGCGAUGUCGUUAUGGUAUUGUCGGAUUUCAAGAGAUUGCGGGAGAAAGAUAGACCGCGUGUCGAAUAUACCGAGCUACUUCGGCGGGACUUGUGUACAUAUUACAGUUACAACGGUUUCCUAAUGGAAAGGUUGAUGCAAAUAUUCCCGCUGGACGAGCUGUUAGAAUUUUUAGAAGCGAGCGAGGUACAAAGACCCAUGACUAUCCGCACGAAUACUUUGAAGACGCGACGACGCGAUCUAGCCGAGGCCCUCAUCAAUAGGGGCGUCAAUCUCGACCCGAUAGGAAAAUGGACGAAGAUCGGUUUAGUAGUGUAUUCCACACAGGUGCCUAUGGGCGCGACGCCGGAAUAUCUAGCUGGGCAUUAUAUCAUACAAGGUGCCUCCAGCUUCUUGCCCGUGAUGGCCCUGGACCCGAAGGAGAAUGAACGAAUUCUCGACAUGUGCGCUGCGCCGGGCGGCAAGGCCUCGCACAUUGCCGCUAUUAUGAAAAACACCGGAAUACUAUUCGCAAAUGACGUAAAUAAAGAACGAUUGAAGGCUGUUGUUGGCAACUUCCACAGGCUCGGCAUUAACAAUUCUGUAAUCUGCAGCUACGAUGGACGAAAGUUCCCUACGGUCAUGAAGGGCUUCGACAGAGUCUUGUUGGAUGCUCCCUGCACGGGUACAGGAGUAGUUGCCAAAGAUCCCAGCGUGAAGGCGAGCAAGGCGGACGUAGACAUUCAACGUUGUAGCACAUUGCAGCGAGAAUUAUUGUUAGCUGCGAUUGAUUGCGUUAACGCGCGCUCGAAUGCGGGUGGUAUUAUUGUUUAUUCGACUUGCUCGAUUCUACCGGAGGAGAACGAGUGGAUCAUUGAUUACGCCCUUAAAAAGCGCGACGUCAGGUUGCUGCCUACCGGCCUGGAAUUUGGAACCGACGGUUUCACGAGCUACAGGCAACAUCGGUUUCAUCCCUCGCUGAAGCUGACCAAACGGUUUUACCCGCACGUACAUAAUAUGGACGGUUUCUUCGUAGCAAAGCUACAAAAAUUCUCCAACAAUGUGAUUAGUCAGAAACAUGUAAAAGAAGAAAUAUCUGAUUAAAGUUUUCUUCAAAA
This is a messenger RNA of Vollenhovia emeryi, 2681 nucleotides long. RefSeq names its product 25S rRNA (cytosine-C(5))-methyltransferase nop2-like. Gene Ontology annotation, cellular component: nucleolus. The record is from RefSeq and is a predicted model, not a curated record. Gene Ontology annotation, molecular function: RNA binding; rRNA (cytosine-C5-)-methyltransferase activity. Gene Ontology annotation, biological process: rRNA base methylation; maturation of LSU-rRNA. The transcript is spliced from 7 exons. Bases 310 to 2667 code for a protein of 785 amino acids. NCBI's taxonomy places the organism in Eukaryota, Metazoa, Arthropoda, Insecta, Hymenoptera, Formicidae.